This is a messenger RNA of Brettanomyces nanus, 5559 nucleotides long. RefSeq lists its product as uncharacterized. The coding region runs from base 1 to 5559 and encodes 1852 amino acids. The record is from RefSeq and is a predicted model, not a curated record. Gene Ontology annotation, molecular function: protein binding. NCBI's taxonomy places the organism in Eukaryota, Fungi, Ascomycota, Pichiomycetes, Pichiales, Pichiaceae. Gene Ontology annotation, biological process: cyclic nucleotide biosynthetic process; intracellular signal transduction. The transcript has a single exon.
AUGUCGAAGAACGACUCUUCGUCAUCCUCACGUAGAUCACGUUUAUUCCACACGAAUUCCGGGUUUUUCCGUACCAAUUCGCAGUUUUUUUCCAAACCGAAGUUCAACUCCAAAUAUGUCGAUGAAGACUACGUUGAAGGACCUCGCAAUCCCUCUCGUUCACGGGAAGGAACUCCAUUUGACUCUCAGCGCAGCAAUUCUACCGAUUCUUCUACAUCUCCCACUUCUUCAAGAAGUCCGUCCUACGACUCACCCACUAUGAAUGGGCCAGAGCUGGCGUCAGGGCCAAGCUCUGGAGCACCCGGCGCGGCCUCUGCAGGUACAAGAUCGGCCUUUAAAAUGUUCUUUCAAGGUGCCACAUCAAGUAGAAGGUCAUCCAAAAUGUCUUCCUCGUCUUCUGAAACCAAUGUCCAGGGUCAAACUCCAAGAGAUUCUCCUCGAAUCUCUUCGUCCACAUUGGAACCACCUGGAGAUCAUAGUGCAGAUAGUAGCAAACGUGAUAGUGCCGAAGAGGGUGUCAAUACUCCCGAAGCUCUUUCAUCAUCUGUUCCGGGCCCUUCUGCAUCUUACACCGGAUUGCAUGCUUUAAGAACCAAUAGUGAGAAAAUUGUUCCUCCUUUAAAGCAUCCGAUCAGACCAGGUCAUAAAGUUGGCAGAAGGUCCACUUUACUCAGUAAAUUGAUGCCAUCUAGAAGAGAAAACGAUAAAGGUGGUAUUGACAUGUCUAGAGCGUCCACUCUUCCCACUAAACAGAACUCGGCUAUCAGUAGAUUAAGCAGACGAGUGGAAUUACACUCUGGUCAUGCAUCGGUGUCUCCACAUCCUCGCCAGAAAUUCGAGAAUCUCUUGAUACCUUCCAGAUCUAGCGAUACAAUGGGGCAUGCAGGUCAUAUUCCUUCUCCUUUUGGCAUUAAUCUCGAUACACCAGAGGACGAUAUGUCUAAGAUUACAAGACUAUCCACAACUACCAUGUCAAGGGUCAAUUCUAUGAAUACUCAGAGCAACGAUUCAAAUGAGAGUUCAAAAUCCGGUUGGAUGGCGCCCCAGAGCUGGAAGGUUAGAACUGAGACUCUUCUUAGUCCAGACCGUUCGGCAAAGAACUCUCAUUCUGGAAGAACAACCUCCUUGGGAUUGUCGUCCUCAUCUUGGUCAUCUAGUUCUUCAACAGAGUCUCUCGAGGAUCUUGAUACUCCUGACACUUCCCGAAGAACUACUCUUUCUACUGACCCCAGCAUCUCUUCAACACCUGGAAACCGCCGCCAUCAUCACCAUCGUAUGAAUGAGCUUAAAGGUGCUUCAAGGUCUUCUGUUAGAAUAUUCAAAGGCGACAAAAGUUCUGUGCUACCCUGUACAUUAGAUACCACCUGCAAAGACAUUCUUGAUACCUUAAGAAGGAAAAGAUUCAUCAAAACUGAGGAGGAUCAUAUUAUUGUUCUCAAAUGCGGUGGACUUACAAGAUCCUUGUCGUACGAAGAGAAACCUUUGAAAAUCCAGAGAAGUUUGCUUUUCAUGUAUGGUUACACAGAAAGGGACAAUCUGGAUUACAUUGAGCGUACUGAUUUAAGCUUUUUAUUCAAAUUCAUUGUCCAAGACAGGGGUGUUGAACUGAUCAGCGAGGCCAAAAGAACUUUAAUUGAUCCUCACAAGGUUGACUUGGACAACUGGAAUUUGCAGGAUAUUCCGAAUUUUUUGUAUGCCGAACCAAUUUCAAGUUUGGAUGUCUCUCAAAAUCCAUCCUUUGAGUUUACAAAGGAAUUUAUGCACGAUUGCAGAAACCUUCAGACUUUAAAGUUUACUCGAAGUGGUCAUCCCACUUUUCCUACUGCGGUGGUUUAUGCUCCUCGGCUUUCCAACCUUGACUUGGAAGUUAACUACAUUCGGCUUAUUCCUCCGGAAAUAUCGCAGCUUACACACCUCACCACCUUGAACCUGGCAUGUAAUCGUAUAUCUCGCUUACCGGACUCCUUUUCUCAAUUGCAGAGUUUGAAGAAUUUGAACCUAUCUUCUAAUCGGUUGAAGCAGAUCCCUAAUCAGAUCCUUUCCAUUUCUUCUCUUAAGAGGUUAGAUUUGUCUUACAAUCUGAUCAGCAAGCUCGAUAAUGGCUUGGCAUCUUUGACUGAGCUCGAAGUGCUUCAGAUUGCUGCAAACAAGUUGACCGGCGAUCUUCCAGAUUUCUUCAAAGAUUUCGAUUAUUUGAUCAAGGUCGAUAUUCGUUUCAACAACUUGUCUUCAAUAGAAUCCUUGAAGGAUUCCUCAAAAUUGGAAGUUAUUCGUGCCACGGGUAACAAUAUCUCUGUUUUCAGAAGCAAUGCUACGGCUCUAUUUGAGGUGGAAAUGAACCUUAAUCCUUUGACAUAUGUUUACUUCGAAUCUCCAAUGCCCAAUUUGAAGGUUAUCGAUUUUUCUAAGGGUAAGUUGACUUCGUGUUCCUUUGUUUGCAUGCUUACCGAUGUUGAAAAGCUUAUUCUGGAUUAUAACCAUCUGACUGGCUUACCUGACGAUAUUUAUAAGAUGCAGAAGUUGGUUCACCUUUCACUUUUCAAGAACAAUUUGAAUGCUUUGCCUGACACAAUAACUAAGCUAAAGCGCUUAAGAUAUUUAGACCUUCAUUUAAACAACCUCGGUGAUUUAAAUCCAAAUAUUUGGAUGAUGCCUUCCUUAGAACAUUUGAAUUUGUCAUCCAACUUGCUCGACUCCUUCCCUCCUCCCCCUGAACGUAUAGACGUUCAAGAUGACAAUAGAAAUGGCGAAAAUGAGCAGGAUAUUACUGAUGACAAGGAAUUGACGAAUAAUGAGAAAUUUGAGGACAUUCCUGAAGAGGUGUCUGUCAAAUCAUCCGAUAUCUCACCAAAGACUGAGAAAUUUCCCCCAAAGCAAACCAGAACUCACACUUUUAGGUUAGAAGAUUCAUUAAAGUUUUUGAGCAUAAAUGAUAACAACCUCGGAGAUAGAGUGAUUCCGAUAAUCUCUGUGUUUCAUAACUUGGAAUAUUUGAACUUAUCAUACAAUAAGAUAUAUGAGAUUGCUCCUGGUUAUCUUUCCAAUAUGCACAAGUUAAAAGGCUUAUAUCUUUCUGGAAAUUAUCUAUCAUCUUUACCUGUUGAUGACUUAGACUCCUUUGGUGAGCUGACGACAUUGCAUUUGAAUGGUAACAGAUUUCAUACUUUACCAGCAGAGCUUUACAAGAUCCACAAUUUGACUGCGUUGGAUGUGGGUUCCAAUAGCUUGAAGUACAACAUUAGUAACAUUCCCUAUGAUUGGAACUGGAGCUACAAUAAGAAACUUCAGUAUCUUAAUUUUUCCGGAAAUAAACGGUUGGAGAUCAAACCUCAACAUAAGCAUGAUGAGAACGAUGAACAGCUUGACUCUUUUAUUGGCCUACGAGACUUACGUAUGUUGGGUUUGAUGGAUGUUACCAUUACUACGGAUGCGGUCCCAGAUCAGUCAGUUAAUGUAAGAGUGAGGUCCACCUCUUCGCAGAUUGGAAAAUUUGGAUACGGUAUAUCGGAUACCCUUGGUAACCGUAGAGUUCUAUCCACGAGGGAUGUUGUGAUGGAGAAAUUCAGAGGAAAGUCCGACGAAAUGCUUAUCACCAUAUAUGAUGGUAAAAACUGUUCGAGGACUCAUAGUGACAAGAUUUCUAAGAUUAUUCAGGAAACUUUUGAUAUCCAUUUGAAGAAAGAAUUGGAGACAUUGGAAUCUGUGGUUAUUCCAGGAAACACCUCAAAGACGAUUGAGGAUUGUCUUAGGGAGGCCUUUUUGGCUAUGAACUCUGAGAUGAAUAUAUUGAUCAACAAGGAUGCUUCUUCGACUUUCAGUUCUGCUGCUGCACAUAGAACUCAGACCACGGAUGAGCUCAGCUUAAACGAAGAUGGAUACACCGGAUGUUGUGCUACCAUAAUAUAUAUUAAGGGAGAUGAAGUGUAUUUGGCCAAUCUUGGUGAUACGAUGGGUAUUUUAACCAAAUCCGACGGCGAAUUCACUGUGAUCACUACAAAGCAUGAGCCUUAUGCCCCUGAAGAAUACGAUAGAAUCAGACACUCAGGAGGUUAUGUGACAACGGACGGUUAUUUGGAUGGUGUUUCUGAGGUGUCACGUGCUGUGGGCUACUUCAAGUUAAUUCCUCAUAUUAAUGCUAAGCCAAGCAUCCAUAAGUUUAAACUUUCUUCUAAAGAGGAGAUGAUCGCCAUUGCUACUUCAGAUAUUUGGAAAAAGAUUCCAUUUGAUUUGGCCGCAGAUAUCAUCCGUCAAGAAAAGUCUAACCCUGGCGUUGCAGCUGAAAAGCUUAGAGACUUUGCGAUCUCGUAUGGAGUGCGUGACAAAGCUACCGCGGUGGUGUUAUCCUUGAAGCAAUUCACAACGAAGUCAAAAAAUUACACGAGAAGCUCUCAGCCUGAAGAUUCCAUAUUGCGAAAAUUGGACGAAGAGAUUGAGCCACCUACUGGUGAGGUUGCGAUGGUAUUCACAGAUAUAAAAAAUUCGACAUUACUCUGGGAUACCUAUCCUGUUGCCAUGAGAUCUGCUAUUAAAGUUCACAACUCCAUAACGAGACGGCAGAUGCGUAUUAUUGGAGGUUACGAGGUCAAGGCAGAAGGUGACGCAUUCAUGGUUUCAUUUCCUACCCCUGCUUCGGCAUUGCUUUGGUGUUUCGCAGUGCAAUCACAACUUGUGGGUACCAAUGAAUGGCCUGCCGAGAUUCUUUCGUCUGAUCAGGGCUGUGAGAUCAAAGAUCAGGAUUCUAAUAUCAUUUUUCGAGGACUUUCCGUGAGAAUGGGUGUUCAUUGGGGCACACCCGUUUGUGAAAGGGACAUUGUGACGAGGAGAAUGGAUUACUUUGGACCAAUGGUUAAUCGGGCUUCUAGAGUGAGCGCUGUAGCAGACGGAGGACAGAUCACUAUGAGUAACGAUUUUUACCAGGAGUUCCAAAGAUUACGGAUCUCCCACAAAAAAAUCGCCAAAGGUGAGACCAAGAUAGACUCGUUGUAUCCAUCUGCAGUAAUUGGAGAAAUUGUUGAGGGUCAAAUGCAACAAUUGGAACAGAUUGAAUGGGUAGAGAAAUAUAUCGGUUCUAAGAAAUUAAAGGGACUUGAAGCUCCAGAGAGGAUAUGGUUGAUUUGUCCUAAACCUCUUAAAGCUAGGAUGGAGAUUUUGCAGACCGAUAACAAAUCGCACAAGUUGACUUCAGGUGGAGUGACUCCUGCGAACGUUUGGUCACUCAGGCAGUUGGCUUUACGUCUUGAACGGAUUUGCACGUUCCUUUCAUGCGAUCAAAAAGAUCCGGAUCCAUCUGCUCAUGAUAAGUUUUACGAUGGAGUUUCGCACCAUGCAGAGAGUGCCCUCUCUUCUCAGCUGGCAAGGGGUGAAAAUGUUACUAGUGUAUUUUUAGAGCACACUAUUACCAGAAUCGAGAACUGCGUGGUUACAUUAUUCUUGAGGAAGACCAUGGCUGAACCUGGUCUUAAGAAAGGUAGUGUUGACUCGCUAUUUAAUGAAGUUCAAGCAUUGUUGACGGAAUCAAGAGCCAUUCAGAACGAUCAGAAUAAGGUUGAAGAGUUAUAA